UAUAUUACAAACCUUCCAAAUAUAACAAACCGAACUAGACAGCCGGUCCCACAUGUAAACAAACACAGCUGACUUACGUGUGGAGUGAGGUUGUUCAUUUUGGGUUUUUGCCAAGAUGUUUUGCUACUCAACAAAAAAUCUUUAUGGAAGGUUCUCCGUUGAGGGCAGAUGGAUUGCCUCUCAACACAUGGCCACUGCUUCCAAAUCUUCAUUUAAGAAAACGGAACCCAGGUAUCCUACAGGCAAUUUUGGUCUCGACAAAAAGGAACGAAGAACUUUGAGAAAGCGCUUGCUGGAGGGUAAAAACGACACUGUGAAAAAGCAUGUCUUCAAGAAACUCUACCCAUGGCAGAGUAAAAAGGACUUAGCUCUGCAUUUGAAAAACAGUGAAGUGUAUAAUGAUGGUGGACUUAUUGCCUUGUGUAAACCAUAUGGCAUUCCUCAAGUGGGCCAUUAUGAGGCGCCCAAAGAAGAGAGCCGGACCAUUGUUCAGACUUUGGCCAGUGGGGGAGUGCCGGACAACGUGCCUUCGAUAAACAGGACCAUUCCUAUUCUGAAGGAGCUGUAUAAUGUUGAUCAUCUUGAAGUGGUUAAAUCAACUGAGAGGUGGAGCAGUGGCCUAAUUCUCCUGAGUACCGAUCCCAAUGUCACAGAAAAGGUCAAGAAGUGUUUUAGAUCGUCGCAAGCCUUACAGCAGCCUCCAUUGACCUACUGGGCUGUAACGUGUGGAAUGCCAAGACCCGUGGCUGUUGCGAAGAGGGUUCCCUUUGGCCUAGAGCAUGUUCCGAACACAGGGCAUAUGCCAGUGAUUAAGAAAGAGUAUGCUAAAAGUGACAUCAAAAGCGGGAAAAUAAAACUGGCCGUUGUAGAACAUGUAACAAAAGUGUUCAGUAAAGAAUCAGACAUGUCCCUUGUUGAGGUUAAUGUUCAUAUCACCAAGAACCAUUUCCUGAGAGUAUGGCUAGCGUAUAGUUACAGCCCAAUCUUAGGUGACCAUCUUUAUGGGGGUAGAGUAAAAACAGUUGCAGGCAAAAAGGUGCUUGUUGGUGAACAGAAUCUCACAUCGUAUGUCCCACAGACUUUACCAGAUGAUACUUUCUUAAGGUUGAAUCUGCCCGACAAAGCAGUAGAGAUGAUACCUUGCCACUUGCACCUCUCAAAAAUAAAACUAAGCCGCUUUGAAAAGAACAGGUCCGACCUGGUCAUUACCGCUCCUCCACCUGACCAUUUUAUGUGGACGUGUAGACAACUUGGACUCAUGGCUGCAGAUGAGGAAGGUGAACAGGACAUUGCGGAGGAGAGUUCACGAUAGUACAAUAAAUUUUAGAGAUUGUAUAUUUAUUAUUAUAGAAGUUGAUUUUUUGUUUCAAUAUGUAUGUAUAAAUGUAAAUAAGAACCUUUGAAAGCAUAAAACAGUAUGCAUAAAAAGAAUUUUUUAAUUUCAUAACUUGCUAUU
Messenger RNA from Penaeus vannamei (Pacific white shrimp), 1456 nucleotides. RefSeq names its product mitochondrial mRNA pseudouridine synthase RPUSD3. Gene Ontology annotation, biological process: enzyme-directed rRNA pseudouridine synthesis. The record is from RefSeq and is a predicted model, not a curated record. Gene Ontology annotation, molecular function: RNA binding; pseudouridine synthase activity. Lineage: Eukaryota; Metazoa; Arthropoda; Malacostraca; Decapoda; Penaeidae.